Messenger RNA from Caenorhabditis angaria, 1153 nucleotides. Lineage: Eukaryota; Metazoa; Nematoda; Chromadorea; Rhabditida; Rhabditidae. The record is from the annotation of a GenBank genome assembly.
AUGACUCGACUGAAAUUGUCUAUAAUAUUUUUAUUGAUAUUAUUAAUAAUAAAAGAUGUUUCAGCCAAACAAAAGUGAGUUUCUUUUCGGCUUUCAAACUGGUUUCGUCGUGAAAAAAAGAGAUUAGAUUUUAUAAGCUGUCAAAAAGCGAAAGAAAAAAGUUUAAAAAUCCGGUUUCAGAAAAUUCACUGUUUGGCGAUUGCAACCCACUGAGAAAGAGCAGAUUGAGUUUUUACAAACUAUGCAUAUGAAUGAUGUUAAGGUAAGUUCAGCAAAAAUGAAAACGACCUCGAACACGCUUUCCCUUCCCUCACUUUCACAUUCAUACAUAAAAAGAAAAUUGUAAUAAAUACAUGGACAAAAUUAAUCAUAAGCUUAGCUAGAUUAGCCAAACAGGUUAGACUUGCAACAAAAACUAUUUUGUACAUAAAUAGAAACAUUUUUUUUUCUUCCAGCUCGAUUUUUGGAAAUCGCCAUCUGAGAUCGGAAAAGAGGUGCACGUUAUGUUGUCGGAUGAGAAAAGCGAAGAUUUCUUGAAACAACUCGAUGAUCAUUCAAUUAAUCAUUCGGUUAUGAUUGAUGAUGUACAAAAGUGAGUGAGGGAAUAUUUGAUUGAAUAAAUUAAUGAAUAAAAUGAGGGAAAGUGGAACUGUCGGUCGGGAAAAAAGGGAGAGAAGAAAAAUAGAUUGUUUGGAUAGGUUGAAUCAUUGAUAAGAUCAAGUUAGAUCAGGAUUUUUAAAGACCAGCUGUACUUUUCUAAUCAAUGUAAUCGUGAAGAUGAAAAACUGUCACUGAAAGAGUUUCAGGCUCUGAGGCAAUUAGAAUCUGGAGCAAAUUCAACCAAAUAAAGUUAUGACGUUCAGGAUAGUACAAGUCAGAGGCUUUGCGGGUGGUCUUCCUUAACUGGAAAAAAAUAUUUAUAACAUAGGGAUCACCAACCCUUAAGUUAAGGUUGCCGGGGGAGACCCCCGGCGACCCCCCUAGACAAUUUUUUCCAUGGCCGGGGGAGACCCCCGGCACCCCCUCAAAACACAUCUGUUCAAAAAUAAAAUGUUUGUUCAGAGUGAUCGUCGAGCAAAAAGAGAAACGCGACAAACUUCGAAAACAAGUUCGACUUCGCGAUUGGCGGGAAGAAAAAGUGAGCAGAGCAUGA